Heterocephalus glaber (naked mole-rat) is the source of this 2351-nucleotide messenger RNA. It is a transcript of the gene Acsm4, whose product is annotated as acyl-CoA synthetase medium chain family member 4. The record is from RefSeq and is a predicted model, not a curated record. Gene Ontology annotation, biological process: fatty acid biosynthetic process; acyl-CoA metabolic process. Gene Ontology annotation, molecular function: fatty-acyl-CoA synthase activity; fatty acid ligase activity. Lineage: Eukaryota; Metazoa; Chordata; Mammalia; Rodentia; Bathyergidae. Gene Ontology annotation, cellular component: mitochondrial matrix.
AUGGAGGCCAACCCUGGGUUGAAUGCCAACCCAGGCAGCAUAUACUCUGUUCAUGGGUUUGCUGGGGUGAAGGUAGAGCUUGACAAUUCUAUCACUGUAGGUUUUUGGGUUUUUUUGGUACCGGGGAUCGAACUCAGGACCUUGCACUUGUGAGGCAGGUGCUGGCGCCACUGAUCCAAAUCCCCGGCCCAGUUUUUUUUUGUUUUUUAAAUAGACUAACCUGGUCAUGGAGAGAAUGACGAGGGAGAGUUCACUGGCAGGAGACCAGUCACUGGCUAACAGUCCAGAAACAGGAUGGGGUAUUUUUCAGGAGCUCCUCAACUUCCCAGGGACACAUGAGGCCACUUCCUAAUCUCUGGCUGACACUGUCCAUCCAUCUCUCCCCACAGGCUGGGGUACUCCUACAUCCUUACCAGUAGACAAAGUCCUCUGGGAACCAUGAAGAGCUUUCUCCACUGCCGGCUGUUCAGAUUCAUCUGGGUCACCCAGCCAUCCGUCUGGUCCUUUCACAGAGACGCCCGGCUUUGGGCAGCUAUGACUCCUGCUGACUUUGAAGCCAUAAAUCGCUGUGACAGGCUGCUGCCUAAGAACUUUAACUUUGCUGGGGAUGUGCUGGACCAGUGGUCCCAAAAGGAGAAGACAGGGGAGAGGCCAGCCAACCCAGCCCUGUGGUGGGUGAAUGGCAAAGGGGAUGAAGUGAAAUGGAGCUUCAGAGAACUGAGCUCUUUGUCCCGAAAGGCUGCCAAUGUGUUCACCAAGUCCUGCGGCUUACAGAGAGGAGAUCGAGUGGUCGUGAUUCUACCCCGAAUCCCUGAAUGGUGGCUCAUCAACGUGGCUUGCAUGCGAACAGGGCUUGUCUUCAUUCCGGGAACAACCCAGCUGACGACCAAAGACAUCCUCUACCGGCUGCAAGCGUCCAAUGCCAAGUGCAUUGUGGUCAGUGAGGAGGUGGCCCUGGCGGUGGAGUCCAUCGUAUCCGAGUGUCCCAACCUGAAGAUCAAAGUCCUGGUAUCUCCACACAGCUGGAACGGUUGGCUCAGCUUCCAGGAGUUAUUUCAAUCUGCCUCUGAAGAGCACAGCUGUGUGGAGACAGGAAGUCAAGAACCGAUGGCUAUUUAUUUCACCAGUGGGACCACAGGCUUCCCUAAGAUGGCUCUGCACUCUCAGAGCAGCCUUGGCAUUGGGUAUGCCCUCUGUGGAAGGUAUUGGCUGGACUUGAAGCCCUCAGAUAUCAUCUGGAAUAUGUCUGACACAGGCUGGGUCAAGACUGCCAUUGGCAGUGUGUUUUCUUCCUGGCUUUGGGGUGCCUGUGUUUUUGUGCAUCGGAUGGCCCAGUUUGACACUGACACCUUCCUCGAUACGCUUACCACCUAUCCCAUCACCACCCUAUGCAGUGCACCCACCGUGUACCGGCUGCUUGUGCAGAAAGACCUUAAGAGAUAUAAAUUCAAGAAGCUGAGGCACUGCUUGACUGGAGGGGAGCCACUCAACCCAGAGGUGCUGGAACAGUGGAAGGCGCAGACAGGGCUGGAGCUGUAUGAGGGCUACGGACAGACAGAAGUGGGAGUAAUUUGUGCCAACCAGAAAGGACAAGAAAUUAAACCUGGCUCUAUGGGGAAAGGAAUGUUACCCUAUGAUGUCCAGGUUAUAGAUGAAAAAGGGGAUAUCCUACCACCCGGCAAAGAAGGGGAUAUUGCUGUCAGACUAAAGUCUACCUGGCCUUUUUGUUUCUUCUCCCAAUAUGUGGACAAUCCAGAGAAAACUGCUGCUGUGAUAAGAGGAAACUUUUAUGUCACUGGGGACAGAGGCCUAAUGGACAGUGAUGGGUAUUUCUGGUUUGUCGGCAGAGCUGAUGAUGUCAUUAUAUCCUCCGGGUACCGUAUUGGGCCCUUUGAAGUGGAGAGCGCACUCAUUGAGCACCCAGCAGUUGUUGAAUCAGCUGUUGUCAGUAGUCCAGAUCCAAUCCGAGGAGAGGUGGUAAAAGCUUUUGUUGUCUUGUCUGCACCCUACAAAUCAUGGAACCCUGAGAAAUUAACUCUUGAGCUUCAGGAUCAUGUGAAAAAAUCAACUGCCCCUUACAAAUACCCAAGAAAGGUGGAAUUUGUUCAAGAACUCCCAAAGACAAUCACUGGGAAAAUUAAGCGCAACCUUUUAAGAGAUCAAGAAUGGGGACGAAUAAAGCUUCAAAACUGAGAAAUUAAAUCGCAAUAUGGUUGCUUUCUUUUAGCACUUGCUUCCUGACAAUUCAAUGACUACUUUCUUAAAAUGUUAAAGAUUUUUUUCGGGUUGAAAAUUUGAGUUUGUUUUCCACUUAGCCAAAAAUUUAAAAAUAAAGCCUAAACAUACUUGAG